This is a messenger RNA of Symbiodinium natans, 1890 nucleotides long. Lineage: Eukaryota; Dinophyceae; Suessiales; Symbiodiniaceae. The record is from the annotation of a GenBank genome assembly.
AUGAGACGAAGGCCCCAAGCCUCGGAAGCAGAGGCGAGCACGGAGAAAGCGGAGAAGAAAUCUGAGAAUUCUGAGGGCUCCAAAAGCGAAGCAAGGGCGGGAGGCAAGCGUGGGAGCGUCUCCGGCUGGCCGCUCCUUCAGUCAGUUUUGGUGGUCUGGCCAUAUGUGGAGCAACAGCGAGGCUACAAAGUCAGGGUCUUCGGCUGUGCCCUGCUUGUGACUGUAUCCGAGUUCUGCAAGUUGUAUAUCACCCUGGCAUACAAGGCACUCCUGGAUGCCGUCAGCCAGGUAAGCUCCGAAGAUGUCAAUGGGCUUCUUCUUCCCGUCCUUAGCACCUUGCUUUGGUAUUUGGGCAUGAAGACAGCCGAGCAGACUGCCUCAUGCUUCUUGAACUACUUGCUUGUGCCACUGUUGGAGGAGGUUGGCUUAUCUGUGGGUGUACAUGUGCUUCGACACGCUCAUGCCCUUCCACCCUCUUAUCUGCAAGGCAAGUCUACUGGCGAGCUCUCAAGCCUCGUCUCGACAUCCCGAAAGUCCGUCAAAGACUUCUUGUACAAGUUGGUCUACUUCGUCCUUGGUACCUCAAUCCAGGGUACACUGACUUUGUUGGCCCUGCUGCAACAUGGAUGGCGUUUUGUGGCCAUGGUCUUUGUGACUUGCGCAUCCUACAUGUUCAUCUCUUCCAACAUGACUGUGUCCCUGACUGAAAACCGUGUUCAGAUGACCUCCCAGGAACGGCAGUAUGACGGUGACAUCACGGAUGCUUUCCUAAACUUGCAUACUACCCGUGUCUUUGGUGCGGAGUCAUACCAGCUCGCGCGGCUCAGCAGGACGCAGGAGGCCCUUCAAGCCUGCAUUUACAGACACUUCCGUGGUAUCACCAUCCUGGCCCUCCUCCAGAUGGCCAUCCUGAAUCUGGGAACGCUCUGCGUGGCUGUGUCGGCACUGCUGCAGAUGCAGCAGGGCAAGAUGACGGCGGGGGACUUUGCCUUGAUGAUGGGCUUUAUGCUGGAGCUGCGGGCUCCCUUGUCCAGCUUCGAGCGGGACUAUCGCUACCAGCGGAUCUCUCAAACUGCAAUUGAGGAGCUGAACCAGUUCCUGCAGCGUUCGCCCGUUGCAGAUUCCGGCGUAGAGGUCGUCUUCCAGGAGGGCCAGCUUCAAUAUGAUGCCGUGUCCCUCUCGUACGGUGAGGGCCUGGCUGUCAUGGACAUCUCUUUCCGCCUGCCAGGUGGCUCCUUUACCGGGCUCGUGGGCUCCACUGGCGCCGGCAAGAGCUCGGUCUUGCGGGCGCUCUUCGGCUUCCCGGAGGUGAAAUCAGGGCGGAUACUGAUCGACGGCCAGGAUGUCUCGCGCUGUAGUCAAUCCUCCCUGUGGUCACUCACAGGCUAUGUGCCACAGUCAUGCGCUUUGUACCGUGACACCAUCCGCGCUAACAUCACUUUGGCCGCCGCAUCCGCCGGCUCCAGCCCAGAUGAGCUUGAAGAGAGGAUGCACAGCGUUUGUCGUAUCGCUGACAUCCAUGAUUUUGUGGAGACACUACCAGAAGGCUACGACACGCAGCUUGCAGAUCAAGGCUCCUCCAUAAGCGGUGGGCAGAGACAGCGCAUUGCCAUCGCACGAGCCCUGUUCCGCCAGCCGCGGAUCCUCGUGUUCGAUGAGCCCUUUUCAGCCCUGGGAGCAGAGACAUCGCAGUCCAUCUUGCUGCAAGUGCGAGAGCACCUACCCCAGAUGACAUUCCUGCUGGUGACGCACAAGCUUCUUCAUGUCACUGGCUGUGACACGCUCUUGGUGUUCGACGGCGGACGGCUGGUGGCCAAGGGUUCUCACGAUGCCUUGCUCAGCUCGUCCGAUGUUUACGCCAGCAUGUGGAACGCUCAGCCAACGCGAUGA